Molecule: messenger RNA, 1542 nt
Organism: Dacryopinax primogenitus
Lineage: Eukaryota; Fungi; Basidiomycota; Dacrymycetes; Dacrymycetales; Dacrymycetaceae
Exons: 7
Coding region: 169-1440 (423 amino acids)
Source: RefSeq, a predicted model, not a curated record
GACGACGACGACGACGACGACGACAAGGACGGACCUCUACCAGCACAAAGCUAUACCUCUUAUUCCUAUUUAUCUACAACAGCGAUAAAGAUCUACAACGGAUAUCCCGUCAUAUCGCAAGCUCGAAUCGCUAUACGAAGAAAGCUUGGUGCGGGCCCACACCCGCCAAUGUCAUUCCUCCCAUACCUCCGCCGCACUCACCACCCUCUGCGCACCUUCCUCCUCCUCCGUCGGUGUAUCUCCACCCUACCCAGACCGUACACGUUCCAUGUCGGUGUCGCCUAUGCACGUAAACCGCCCGACACCUCCCUGCCUGAAAAAGAGCGGGUGCCGAGUGUGGCCUUCCCUGCCCAGAGCCCGAAAGGGAGGUGGAGGGACGAGAUGAUAGGAGAGUGGAGAGGCGGGGAUGUGAGGAAGGUACCUGUUGUGGGUGUUGGAGGGGAGGAGAGGGGAGCUCAGGCGGCAGAUGAAGGGAAGGACAGGGAACAUGCAAUGGGAGAGGACUUUGUAUUUGUGCAACAUAUGAAGGGCCAGUCGGGCCUCGCUCUCGGAAUAGCAGACGGCGUCGGCGGCUGGUCCGCAUCCGGCAUAGACCCCUCCCUCUUCUCCCAAUGCCUGAUGUUUCACGCCGCGCACGCCGCCUCCAAAGGCUGGGCUUUCCCAGCCGACGUCGACCACCCGCAUGAGUCUGAAGGAGGGAGGGACGUGUUGUAUAGCGGCGAAGGGUGGGAAGUGAGGCAAGGCGAUGGGGAGGAGCUGGGACCCAAGGAGAUCUUGCAGAAGGGGUAUGAUGCGGUGUUGGUGGAUCCUGAUGUGGAGAUGGGAGCAAGCACAGCCUGCGUCCUAACACUCAACAGCAAGACCGGUAAACUGCGAGCCGCAACACUUGGAGACUCGGGGUUCAUCGUCCUCCGCGGGCCAAGUAUCCAGCAUAUCCAAGCUCCACAAACACAUUACUUCAAUUGUCCUAAGCAGCUGUCAAAGUACCCAAUCCACGCGUUCAAGAAAGGCAAGAAACCGAAGCUGGACGAUCCUUCCAUAGCCGAGGAAUGGGAGUGCACCCUCAGGCACGGGGACGUCGUCCUCAUCUACACCGACGGGCUGUCGGAUAACCUGUUCGCCUCGGAGAUGCUGGAGCUCUCACUCCUUUCCCAGGCGUAUGCCGCCUCUGGAAUAGCAGGAGCGGGCGACGAGCUCUUUCCUCCUUCGUCGCCCUCUAUUAGCGGCCCAUCCGACCCAGAUCCACCAGAGACGCUGCAAGCCAAGAGGCUGGCAAGGACGUGUGUCGAGCAUGCGAGGCAGGCGAUGAUGGACGUCACCGCUCUGACGCCCUUUGAACUUGCGGCGAAGACUCGGGGAGGAUGGGAAUGGUUCAACUGGAUAGGGGGCAAAAUUGAUGACGUAACUGUUAUUGCUGUGGUUGUGACGGAAGGCAUGUAGUGGAAUGCCUUUGCAUGCGGAAGAUUGACUAGAGAGGAACGGGGAUAGAUUUAUCACAUAUCAGCAUUUGCAUAUACCAUAUGGUCAAAUAAUGAUCAGGGC